Nylanderia fulva is the source of this 882-nucleotide messenger RNA. It is a transcript of the gene Membrin, whose product is annotated as Golgi SNAP receptor complex member 2. Gene Ontology annotation, molecular function: SNAP receptor activity; SNARE binding. Gene Ontology annotation, cellular component: Golgi apparatus; endoplasmic reticulum membrane; SNARE complex. The record is from RefSeq and is a predicted model, not a curated record. NCBI's taxonomy places the organism in Eukaryota, Metazoa, Arthropoda, Insecta, Hymenoptera, Formicidae. Gene Ontology annotation, biological process: vesicle fusion; vesicle-mediated transport.
UGGUUAGUACACGUCACACGUCAUUGGUUAGCGUAAAUGAUACAACCGUGUGAAAAUAUUUGCAAAAUUAUUGUCAAAUAAAUACAAAUUUGGACUGUGCAAAUAAUAUGGAAACGCUAUAUCAUCAAACUAAUAAAUUAAUACAGGAAACACAGCAUCUUUUCUCGCAGUUGGAGAGAAAAUCGUCCAACGUAGAUUUGCAGGAAAUAAAGGAAAUUAUAGAGAGCAAACUCAAUCUUAUCAACAGCAAUUGCGAGCGUCUUGAUGUACUAUGCCUCAAGGGACCUGUGUCGCAAAGGCAGAAUGCCAGAAUGAGAGUGGAUCAGUUGAAAUAUGACAGUCGUCAUCUCGCAGCUGCCUUAAAUUCCUUGUGCAGUCGUAUGGCACGUCAGCAAAGAGAAGAAGCAGAGAGGGAGGCCUUGCUUGCCAGAAAAUUCACCAGCAACGACCAUGUGGACAUAUUAAUCGAUCAUACUGUACAACAUAAUAGCAGUAUGCACAACGCUAUUCAUGGUGUAGACGAUCUGUUAAAUCAGGGAAGCAGUGUCCUGGAUAAUUUGAGAUCUCAGAGACUAACAUUGAAAGGAGCUCACAAACGUUUGAUAGACAUUGGUAAUACCUUAGGCCUUUCCAACACUACUAUGAGGCUCAUCGAACAAAGAGCCAAACAAGAUGGAUUUAUUUUAGUUGCCGGUAUGACUUUCACAUGUAUAGUCAUCAUCUUGGUGAUAGUAUAUCUAACUUAGAUACAUUCCACAAUUUAUUAAAUACAAUACAUAUUUGCAGCUGUUAAUAGUAUACAUUUAUAUAGCUAUUAGUUUUGCUGUUUUAUUUAAUUGCUAUCGUUCUUUAGAAAGAUUAUAAGGUGAAAACUAUAAAGAA